Messenger RNA from Phytomonas sp. Hart1, 2304 nucleotides. NCBI's taxonomy places the organism in Eukaryota, Euglenozoa, Kinetoplastea, Trypanosomatida, Trypanosomatidae. The record is from the annotation of a GenBank genome assembly.
AUGUGGCGAGUUUCUUUGAGUGGUGUAUUUUUUACAAGUUCUGACACCAGAUUCCUGCACACUACUCACCGUUGGUUGUGGUCCUGUGAGCAGUCUUUGUGGAAACCCAUAUCGUUCGAUGUGUUUCUUGAGGAUCUCAAGCGUGGAGCCGCCCGAGACACGCAAUGGUUGCUUGACUAUUUUACCAUUGAGGAGCUUUCUCGAAAAAUGAUGCGUCAUGAGCUUACUCCAAGUACCAAGCUCAACCCUUUAGUUAGUAUCCACAAUGCUCUUUGCCUUACUGCCAAACACAAUGACUUGAGGGACGUACACAUAAUUCUGUCAUCUCCACAAAGCCUGCAGUUAGCUGUAGCGUUAGUUCACGAAGGCUCUCUGUGUACAAAGCUAGAGUCCAUGGAGAUACAUAUUCACACCUCAGCCCUAAGCGAAUGUGAUUUGAAUUCAGAAGAUAUGCUUGGUCAUGAGAGUUAUAAAAAUAGUCUUGGGGAGCUUUUCCAAGCCCUGGAAAACUCUGAGGGAACUCACAGCCCUCUGCGACGGCUAAGCAUUGUCAUGAUAGACGACGCGACGGGGCCGCUGGCGUCAUGGAACGACGCUGUGGUCUCAGCUUUGUCUUCUUUAUUACUUCACUCUCAUCUAUCUUAUAUCCGGUUAAACUACAUGAACCUCCAACAUUGUAGCGAGUCAUGUCUCACAAAACUUGUAAAUGCCCUAUCCAACUCCAGUCAUACCCUGCGCAGUCUUGAGAUCAAGGCGGUUCCGAAGCUAGUAAAGCUAGUCCUUGAGAAGGAAAUGCUUAGUCAGUGUAGAGAGCUGCAAUGCUUAAGUCUUUCCCACAAUCGCCUUGGUGAUAGAUGGAAUGUACAGCUAGUAAAAGACUUGAACGAUAGUGUUGGUGGGUGGCACCAGCUGCACCAACUUGCGCUUACCCAAUGUGAGGUUAGCUCCUAUUUUCUCGAAGUGCUCUACAAAACUCUCGUGAGUCGAAAGGGGGAAAGGAAAACGGAGGUUGAAGACACAACAGGUCCUAUAGCUCGUAUCAAGCAGUUCAAUCUUGCCUCAAAUGAACUCACGGACGACGCCAUCUUUCAUCUCUCUACUUGUCUGAUGCAAUGCCCCUUCUUGACACAAUUGGAUCUACGUCAUAAUUCUAUGUCCAAGAGUGGUGUUAAGCAGCUUCUAAGUAGUCUCACGCAUGCUCCCUUGUUGCGAUGCCUUCGGUUGCGUUCUAAUCGGCUAACCGACGAAGGGAUUCAAAGUCUGUCCUCAUAUACUCAAUACUGGAAGGAACUUGAAGAACUCGAUCUUACCCGUUGUCGUCUCACAUCUCGGUCGCUCGUGGACUUGGCCACUGCUAUUAAAUCCACUCCACAGCUGCGCGUCUUCCGAGUGUCUGGUAAUGACUUCCGUCCAAUUAAAGGCAGUGGUACUCUUCUGUCAAAAACACGGGGUGAUAAUACAGUUUCUGUGGGAGAGAGCGAGCUUAAAUUAUUUGCUUAUGGACACUCAUAUAUGCGGCCUGGGGAUAAUGCUGAAAGCGGCACCAGGGUCCACUGCGAUGUCCGAGUUCCAACCUCAUAUGAGAUUGACCGUCGUGACCGUGAAACAAGGCGGGUGCGCUACCGCGACGCACAAGAAAUCGUGCAGGAAAUGUCUGAUCAAUCUCGUGAAGCUUUAACAAAUCCUUUUCAGGUGUUUGGUGCGGCUCUUAGCAGCUGUCAGCAGCUUCGUGUUUUGGACCUCAGUGACUGUUCCCUACAGGACGAUGGCUUUGCCUCUAUAGCGUCCGGUUUGAGUCUUCCACAACUAGAAGAGCUGCAUCUCAGUGCUAACCCUUUGUUUGUCAAGGGUGGAGCUUCCCUUGAGGGACUCAUACAGGCUCUAUGGUCCGCGACAGAGACUUUGCGAACACUUGAUCUUUCCUUUCUUGGCCUCGGAGACUUGGGUAUCUCAGCCUUGUGUGAUGGACCAUUAAUAGAAGGAGACGAAAGUAAGUUGGGUGUGCUGGGGGAACUCAAAAAACUCGAAGUACUCAGCCUUUCGCACACUAACGCCGGAACCCUAGGUAUUGAAGCGGUCCGCGAGACCGUCGCCGAGCUACCUCAGCUGCGAGCUCUUUUUCUGGAUAGAAACAGAUGCUCAGGACAAGACCUGGUCGAGCUUCUCUCAAGUUUAUGCUGUCUUCGGCAACUACGCUUUGUCGCCCUGACAGAGUGCGUACCAAACCAAAAAGACCACAAACAAGUUAUAUUGAGCAAGGGUUUUGAGAAUUUGCGUGAAUUAGGUGUUGGAAUUGCAAUAUGA